UCCGUCUCCAAAGCUCCCUGUUUUUCUUUGCUGUCACUCCUCUUUCCUUUUCCUUUCUUCAAUCCCAUUUUCGUCCUUCCCAAACACACCCAUCUUUUUUACUUUUUAUUUAUUUAUUUUUAAAUUUUCUAUUUUCUCCAAGAAUUUGUAAACCAUUUUGUCUUCUCCUUGUUAGAUACUUAUAGCUACUUAGAAAACCAAUAUUUUCUUUGUCUCUUUUUGUUUAAUUUUAAGCUUAAGCCAAACCCAAUUUCCCUCUACUUCCAAGCAAACCCUUAUUCCAUUGCCUUUUUAGUUUCACAUCUUUCUUUCUUCUCUUUUUCUCUCUUUUUAUUCUUUUUUUUUUUUUAUUACCUGUAAACAAACCAUAGGUUACUCUUUACUGUUCAUUUCUAGCUAGCUAGAUGAUUGAGCUAUUUCCACUUUUGAUUCAAAUUUGAGCUUAAAGAAGCAAUAUAAAGUUACACGGCUUCUUCUCUUUAACCAUGGUUCUUGAAUUUAGGGUUGCAAUUUAACGGUUCUUGGAUUAAACAAGAAACAAAGUAAGUGAAAAAGAAUGCCACCGGAGACCGAAGAGGGUGUUCAGUACUCCUUCGCUUUGGAAUAUAAUGGCCCGCCGUUACCUUAUGAUAUCCCACGCGCUGUUCCUAUUAACGUCAACAAAAUCCCGGUAGCCGCCGUCGUUUCUCAGCUUUCUCUCCCUGAUAAACUCUCUUUGCCGGUCGUUAAACCGCUGUUACCUGCCGAUCCAGGAAAAAACGUUUCUAAAGAGUUAAAAUCUACCGUCUCUCAAAAUGAACCGGCAUCCGAUGUAGCGCCGGCGACAGUUUCUCCGACUUCCGUUAUCGAGAGAGCUACAGAGAGUAAUCAAGAUUGUGGAUUAUCCGGCGAGCUUAGUAGCUCAGGUGCGUUAGAGUUUUCUACUGGGCGUUAUGGGUCGUCUUCUAUUAGCAACGAGCUAUCAACUGAGUUGAUAAAUGGGGCUAGAAGCUCCAGUACUACGGAGUUCUCUGAUAGUUUUGAUAAUAAAUCGCGGGAAAGUUCAUCUAGAUUGAGGGUUUCGCAUGAAUUAAAUCAGGACUGGGGGUCAAAUGAAUCGGUUUUGAGCGUUGAUUACCCGUCUUCGCGGGUUUCUAGUCUUAAAGCAUCUGGGGAGUGUCAUAACGAGAUCAACGGGGAUGUUAGGCGCGCUCAAGUUGUUACCUUUCGGGAUGUUGAAUCAGAUAGUGGUGUUGGAGUUGGCGCUGUUGAUGAUAAUGAAGAGUUUAGUGAGGAGGAGCAGAGGUUUGUGCGGGUUAAAAGAGAACCACAGAGUAAAGGAAAAAAAGGGACUUGUUAUAGGUGUUUUAGGGGGAACAGGUUUACUGAGAAGGAAGUGUGCAUUGUUUGUGAUGCAAAGUAUUGUGGUAAUUGUGUGCUUAGAGCUAUGGGUUCAAUGCCUGAAGGAAGGAAAUGUGUUACUUGUAUUGGGUAUCCCAUUGAUGAAACGAAAAGAGGGACUUUAGGGAAGUGUUCGAGAAUGCUUAAGCGAUUGCUGAAUGAUUUGGAGGUUAGGCAGAUAAUGAAGGCUGAGAAGUUGUGUGAGGCCAAUCAGUUGCCUCCAGAAUAUAUUUGUGUGAAUGGAGUACCUCUUUGCCAUGAGGAGUUGGUUGUUUUGCAAACUUGUCCAAACCCGCCAAAAAAACUGAAACCUGGAAACUAUUGGUAUGAUAAAGUUUCUGGUCUUUGGGGAAAGGAAGGACAGAAACCUUCCCAGAUCGUAAGUCCUCAUUUGAAUGUUGGCGGUCCUAUUAAGCCGAAUGCUAGCAAUGGAAACACACAAGUAUACAUCAAUGGACGGGAGAUCACAAAAGUAGAGCUUAGAAUGUUGCAGCUUGCAGGAGUUCAGUGUGCUGGAAACCCUCAUUUUUGGGUGAAUGAGGAUGGGUCAUACCAAGAAGAGGGGCAGAAGAACACCAAAGGUUACAUUUGGGGCAAGGCAGGAAUGAAACUAGUUUGCACUUUCUUAUCACUUCCAGUUCCUUCUAAAUCUUCCAGUUCUUCUGGAGAACAAGUUAACAGUGUAUUAAGCAGAAGUGUUCCAGAUUACCUUGAGCAGAGAACGCUUCUCAAGAUUCUUCUAGUUGGAUAUAGUGGAUCUGGGACCAGUACUAUUUUUAAGCAGGCCAAGAUUCUUUAUAAACCUGUUCCUUUCACUGAGGAUGAGCGCGAAAAUAUUAAAAUGACAAUUCAGAGCAAUGUGUAUGGGUAUCUUGGUAUACUCCUUGAGGGGCGUGACCGUUUUGAAGAAGAAAGUUUGGCAGAAAUAAAGAAAGAGCAUUCUGCUGAUAAAGCUGACCCCAAUGGGGCUACCGAUUGCAAAACUAUCUACUCAAUUGGUCCUAGGCUUAAAGCGUUUUCGGAUUGGCUUCUGAAGAUUAUGGUGUCAGGAAACUUGGAAGUGAUUUUUCCAGCUGCGACUCGAGAAUAUGCACCAUUGGUUGAAGAGUUGUGGAAGGAUCCAGCCAUUCAGGCUACAUAUAAGCGGAAAAAUGAAUUGGAAAUGCUACCUAGUGUUGCUACUUAUUUCUUAGAAAGGGCUAUUGAUAUAUUGAGAACGGAUUAUGAGCCCUCAGAUUUGGAUAUCCUAUAUGCUGAGGGAGUUACUUCAUCAAAUGGGCUUGCUUGUUUGGAUUUCUCAUUUCCCCAGUCAGCAUCUGAUGAUAAAUUUGAUGGUGAUGAUCAGCAUGACUCUCUGCUCAGGUACCAACUGAUUAGUUUACAUGCACGGGGACUUGGAGAGAACUGCAAGUGGCUUGAGAUGUUUGAAGAUGUUGGGAUGGUCAUUUUCUGUGUUGCAUUGAGUGACUAUGACCAGUAUACAAUUGACGGCAAUGGGUGUUCUACUAACAAGAUGUUGCUGAGCAGGAGAUUCUUUGAGACAAUUGUUACUCAUCCCACAUUUGAUCAGAUGGAUUUUCUUUUGAUACUAAACAAGUAUGAUCUGUUUGAGGAAAAGGUAGAACGGGUACCAUUGACUCAGUGUGACUGGUUUGAUGAUUUCCAUCCUGUGAUCAGCCGUCAUAGAUCCAACAGCAACAGCAAUAGCAUCAAUAGUAACCCUUCACUUGGUCAGCUGGGUUUCCACUACAUUGCUGUCAAGUUCAAGAGGCUUUACGCAGCACUCACAGGAAAGAAGUUGUAUGUUUCUAUGGUUAAGGGGCUGGAACCUCGUAGUGUUGAUGCAGCUCUUAAGUAUGCAAGGGAGAUUUUGAAGUGGGAUGAAGAAAGACCUAACUUCAGUCUGAGCGAGUAUUCAUUUUAUAGCACUGAGGCAAGUUCUUUUUCCCCUUAAUUGGUAAAUCAAGAAGAAAGGCUUGUAAAUGGGUCCUAUCUCCAACAUUUUUCAUUGCCAAUGUACAUAUAAUGGCAUGUAAAUGAACAAGUGAAGAUGCUUCUUUUUCACAAGGCAUUGCAGCUGUAGAAUUCUCUUAAAUCAUCCAGGAGCUACCUCUAUCACGCUGCUAUAGUUUGUUUCCUAGAUUGGCGCCACAUAGUUAGGAUUAAACAUUAUACAGUGAGGUAACCAAUUGAUAUGGUGUUUUCUGUGUUAUUUUACUUCUUUUGUACGAUGCGUGUAGUUAUUCUAUCUUUGAAAUGGGAUUCAAAUAUUCAUUUUGUAAGAUAAGAUUAUAUUACAUUUGAUCCAGGUGGGGUGCAGCUUAUUUUGAUCA
This is a messenger RNA of Jatropha curcas, 3713 nucleotides long. It is a transcript of the gene XLG1, whose product is annotated as extra-large G-protein 1. Gene Ontology annotation, molecular function: guanyl nucleotide binding; GTPase activity; G-protein beta/gamma-subunit complex binding. NCBI's taxonomy places the organism in Eukaryota, Viridiplantae, Streptophyta, Magnoliopsida, Malpighiales, Euphorbiaceae. The record is from RefSeq and is a predicted model, not a curated record. Gene Ontology annotation, biological process: G protein-coupled receptor signaling pathway.